Messenger RNA from Diorhabda sublineata, 12974 nucleotides. It is a transcript of the gene N, whose product is annotated as neurogenic locus Notch protein. Gene Ontology annotation, molecular function: calcium ion binding; protein binding. Gene Ontology annotation, cellular component: protein-containing complex; plasma membrane. NCBI's taxonomy places the organism in Eukaryota, Metazoa, Arthropoda, Insecta, Coleoptera, Chrysomelidae. Bases 201 to 7571 code for a protein of 2456 amino acids. The transcript is spliced from 18 exons. The record is from RefSeq and is a predicted model, not a curated record. Gene Ontology annotation, biological process: multicellular organism development; cell differentiation; regulation of developmental process.
AGACUCGAGUUGACUACGGUAGAGUACGUAUCGAGCGGUACUAUGAGAUAAUACUCUCUGUUUUAUAAACAAUUUUAUUUGUUUUAAGACUUAUUUUGAAAUUAAACAUGUGUUUAAAAAGUGCAAAGUGAAAGAUAUAUUAGUGAUUGGUGCACUGAGAGUGAUUUUUUUUUGUGCCCCAUGAGGGAUUUUAGUAUAAAAUGUGGUUUAACUGUACUAAGGAAUACCACCAGUGUCUUUGGAUUAUAACGUUAACCAUAGUUUCGGCCUUAGUACGAGACACAACAGGUUUUGAAUCAUGCUCACCCAAUCCUUGUAAAAAUGGCGGAACAUGUUUGUCGCCCUUGAAAGAAGACAGUUUUUGCAAUUGUACUUCGAAAUACGUAGGAGAGUACUGCCAAUAUCCGAAUCCUUGUCAUCCUUCGCAAGGCCCCCGUUGUCAAAAUGGCGGCUCGUGUCAAGUUCGCGUAUCUCCGGGUGAAGCGCCGAGUUUCACUUGUUCGUGUCCGCUCGGUUUCAGUGCUUCGUUAUGCGAAAUCCGAAUAGCCAAUUCGUGCGAUCAAAGGCCGUGUAUGAACGGAGGCACGUGCACUUUAAGGUCAUUGGAAUCUUAUCAGUGCGCGUGCGCGCAAGGGUACACAGGUGAACAUUGCGAAAGGCAGGACCAUUGUGUACCGCAACCGUGCCUAAACGGUGCCGAAUGUACGUCCGUAGGAGAUUCUUAUAAAUGCACUUGCGCUCCCGGUUUUACGGGGGCGUCGUGUCGUGACGACAAAGACGAAUGUUUACAUACACCCUGUCGGCAUGGUAAAUGUAUCAACACCCACGGAAGCUAUACAUGUACCUGUAGCGAGGGCUACACGGGCCAAAAUUGCGAAAGCGAGUAUAUCCCUUGCGAACCGAGUCCUUGUCAAAAUGGAGGCAAAUGUCGACAGAGAGAUAAACAUACUUACACCUGCGAAUGUCCAUCAGGUUUCCGAGGUCCAAAUUGCGAAGAAAACAUCGACGAUUGUCCCGGAAAUCAAUGCCAAAAUGGUGGCGUUUGCAUCGAUGGUGUUAACAGCUACACCUGCAAAUGUCCAUCAACUUAUACGGGUACUUUCUGCGAAAGAGACGUCGAUGAAUGUUCGAUGCGUCCUACGGUAUGUCAAAACGGAGCCACUUGUACUAACAGCAUCGGUGGCUUUUCUUGUAUCUGCGUCAAUGGAUGGACCGGUCCUGAUUGCUCGGUCAAUAUUGACGAUUGCGCUGGAGCGGCUUGUUUCAACGGCGCCACUUGCAUCGAUAGAGUCGGCAGCUUUUAUUGCAGAUGUACACCAGGAAAAACAGGUCUUCUCUGUCAUUUGGACGAUGCUUGUACCAGUAAUCCCUGCCACGCUGACGCUAUUUGUGACACUAGUCCCAUAAACGGAUCCUACACGUGCAGUUGUGCUUCUGGAUACAAAGGCAUUGACUGCUCAGAAGAUAUCGAUGAAUGCGAACAAGGAUCUCCAUGUGAGCAUGACGGAAUUUGCGUCAACACACCUGGAAGCUUCGCGUGUAAUUGUACGCAAGGUUUCACCGGUCCGCGAUGCGAAAUAAACGUUAACGAAUGCGAAUCUCACCCUUGCCACAACGACGGUUCCUGUUUAGAUGAUCCCGGUACAUUUAGAUGCGUUUGUAUGCCAGGAUUCACUGGUACCCAAUGCGAAAUAGACAUCGACGAAUGCAAGGAACGGCCAUGUUUAAAUGGCGGUACUUGUCACGAUCUUAUCAACAGUUUCAAAUGCACAUGCGCAACCGGUUUCACCGGUUCCCGAUGUCAAAUCAAUAUCGACGAUUGCGCUUCGAGUCCUUGUCGCAAUGGAGGUCUAUGCCAUGACGGUAUAGCCGCCUACACUUGCGAAUGCCCGCCGGGAUUCACUGGAGUAUCGUGCGAAACUAAUAUCAACGAUUGUCUGUCUUCGCCUUGUUUACAUGGUGAAUGUAUAGAUGGCGAAAACUCGUUUACUUGUACGUGUCAUCCCGGUUACGCUGGUCCUUUAUGUCAACAACAAAUCAACGAAUGCGAAUCUAAUCCUUGUCAAUAUGGAGGUAUAUGUCAGGAUUUGGUAAACGGUUACCAAUGUAUCUGCAAACCAGGCACUUCCGGUCCCAAUUGCGAAAUAAACGUUAACGAAUGCUACAGCAAUCCAUGUAGAAACGGAGCUAGAUGUUUGGAUGGUAUCAAUAGCGGGUUUUUCUCUUACGAAUCUUACACGUGCGAAUGCCAUCCCGGUUUCACGGGUCGUCAUUGCGAAAACGACAUCGACGAAUGCGCAUCAAAUCCGUGCGCGAACGGAGGAGUCUGCAUAGAUUUAAUCAACGGUUUCAGAUGCGAAUGUCCACGUGGAUACUUCGACGCGAGAUGCUUGAGCGACGUGGACGAAUGCAAAUCGAAUCCUUGUAAACAUGGAGGUAGUUGCGAAGACGGCGUCAACCAAUUCAUAUGCCAUUGUCUACCCGGUUACGGAGGUAAACAAUGCGAGGUUAAUAUCGAUGAAUGCGCUUCAAAUCCUUGCCAGCACGGCGGAAAUUGUAGAGACCAUCUAGCUUCGUAUACGUGCGAAUGUCUACCAGGUUAUUCGGGCAUCAAUUGUGAAUUCAACAUCGACGAUUGCGCCGUGAAUCCAUGUAAAAACGGCGGUAGUUGCAUCGAUCAAGUGAACGAUUUCAAAUGCGUAUGCGAACCGCCGUUCACGGGUCGCGAAUGCAAAGAUAGAUUAGAUCCGUGUCAACCUAAUUUGUGUCAACACAACUCCAAAUGUAAUCCCAGUUCGAAUUUUUUGGAUUUCGCAUGUUCUUGCGGUGUGGGAUAUACCGGAAGAUUUUGCGAACAAGAUGUCGACGAAUGCGUAGUUUCGAAACCGUGUAGAAACGGAGCGACGUGCAGAAACACCAACGGAAGUUAUAUGUGUCUUUGUAUGCGAGGAUACGAAGGAAAGGAUUGUUCUAUCAAUACCGACGAUUGCGCUUCGUCUCCUUGUCAAAAUGGUGGCACAUGCUUAGACGAGUUAGGCGAUUUCACGUGUCUGUGUAUCAACGGUUUCGAUGGUAAACAAUGCGAAAUCGACAUCGACGAAUGCGCAUCUCAUCCUUGUCAAAACGGCGCAACUUGCAAUCAAUACGUAGACUCGUACACGUGCACGUGUCCUUUAGGUUUUUCCGGAAUUAAUUGUCAAACUAACGAUGAAGAUUGUACGGAAAGCAGCUGUAUGUACGGAGGAACUUGCAUCGAUGGUAUAAACAGUUACGUUUGUACAUGUAAACCCGGUUACACCGGUUCCAACUGUCAAAAUCGAAUAAAUCUAUGUGAUAGUUCGCCAUGUCUCAACGGUGCUACGUGCCAAGACCACACCACGCAUUACACUUGCCAUUGUCCUUUCGGAUAUACUGGAAAAAAUUGUGGCGAAUAUGUGGAUUGGUGUGCAACGAAUCCUUGCGAGAAUCAUUCAACUUGCCGUCAAAUUAAAAAUCAGUAUUCGUGCGCGUGCGGCCCCGGUUGGACCGGAAAAGUGUGCGACGUAGAAAUGGUCAGUUGUAAAGACGCCGCUGCUAAAAAAGGUAUUCCACUAAAAUAUCUCUGUAAUAAUGGUACGUGCGAAACUAUAGGCAAUUCUCACAGAUGUCACUGCAAAGAAGGUUAUACUGGAUCGUACUGUCAAAAGGAGAUAAACGAAUGCGAAACGGCUCCGUGUCAAAACGGCGCAACUUGCAAAGAUCUAAUCGGUUCCUACAGCUGUAUUUGUCCCAAAGGUUUCCAAGGACAAAACUGCGAACUCAACGUAGACGACUGCCUACCGAAUCCGUGUCAAAACGGCGGUACCUGUCACGAUUUGGUCGACAGCUUUUUAUGUUCGUGCCCACCGGGUACGUUGGGAUAUAUAUGCGAAAUCAACAUCGACGAUUGUAGAUCGGACUCGUGUCAUAAUAACGGCACGUGUAUGGAUCGAGUAGGAGGAUUCGAAUGCAAAUGUCCGCCGGGUUUCGUCGGACCGAGAUGCGAAGGCGAUAUCAACGAAUGUCUAUCGAAUCCUUGUUCUAAUCCCGGAACGUUAGAUUGCGUUCAACUCGUCAACGAUUAUCAUUGUAAUUGCAAGGCCGGUUUCAUGGGACGACAUUGCGAACGAAAAGUGGACGUGUGCGCUGCUAAUCCUUGCAGAAACGGCGGUAUAUGCGUACCUACGAACACCGGUUACAAUUGCACGUGCGCAGACAGAUUUUGCGGUAGAUAUUGUGAAUUGAGUUGCCACGAUUGCGAUUCCGAACCGUGUAAAAACGGCGGUAAUUGUCGAACAACCGAAAACGGCGAUUAUUUCUGCGAAUGUCCACCGUCGACGACUGGCGCCAAUUGCGAAAUAGAUCUCAUCGACGAAUGCGAGAGUAAUCCGUGUCUACAUCCGGACGCGACGUGCGAAAAUAGAAUCGGCGAUUACGUGUGUUAUUGUCCGCCUCAGCACGUCGGAAAAAGUUGCGAAAUAUUCGAUCGGAACGCUCCGGCAGGUAUCGGUAAACCGCAAAGACAACCGCAAGAUUUCGAUAAUUUCUUCGCCGUCGAUUUGGAAAAACAACGACAGGAAUGUUUGCGUAAUAAAUGUCCGAUGAAACGCGGGAAUAUGAUAUGCAACGAAGAAUGCAACACGUACGCUUGCGAUUUCGACGGUAACGAUUGUUCAUUGGGUAUUAAUCCUUGGGCGAAUUGUACGGCGCCGACGAAAUGUUGGGAAGUGUUUAUGGACGGGAACUGUAACGAAGAUUGUAAUAAUCCGCAAUGUCUUUUCGACGGAAGAGAUUGCGAAAAAAAAUUGCAAGCUUGUAAUCCGACAUACGACGCCUAUUGUCAAAAACAUUACGCCAACGGUUAUUGCGAUUACGGUUGCAAUAACCCCGAAUGUAAUUGGGACGGUUUAGAUUGCGAAAAAGAACCGCCAGAAUUAGCCGACGGUGUUAUAUCGAUGGUUAUCCUCAUGGACAUGGAAGGUUUUAAAAAUCAUUUGGUCGAGUUCCUGAGAGAUACGAGCCAUCAAUUAAGAACGACGGUUAGAGUGAAAAAAGAUCAAUUAGGUUACGAUAUGAUUUAUCCUUGGAUGGGAUCGACAUCUUCAACCGAUAAUCUACAAGACGAUUAUUUCAAACGAAAACACCACGUCGCUUUUACCGAACAAACCCAAACCGGCGUUAAAGUAUUUUUGGAAAUCGAUAAUAGAAAAUGUACGUCUCUAGCCGAAAAUACGGAUUUCUGUUUCCAAACUGCGAGCGCCGCCGCGGAUUUUUUGGCGGCGAAAGCUUCCAAACACACCUUAUCGAAAUCAUUUCCAAUAUACCAAGUGAACGGUUCAAGUUUAGAUCCGGAAGAUAAUCCACCAGCGAACGCCAAAUACGUUCUUAUAGGAAUAUUUAUAGUGAUUUGUAUAAGCGGUGUGGUAUUCAUGGUGAUUCAGACGCAAAGGAAACGCGCCGCCGGUAUAACGUGGUUCCCCGAAGGAUUUUUAAGAACCAAUUCCGGUACGAGACGCAGAUCGAGACGUCGAGGUCCCGAAGGUCAGGAACUUAGAAAUUUGAGCAAAAAUCCUUCGAUACCGGGUAUGGAUAUCGAUCCGAACGUUCCGCACGGUCACGUACCUCAAUGGUCUGACGACGAAAGCGACAUGCCGCAACCGAAACGUUUCAGAGCUAACGACAUGGGUUAUUCUAGCGACCAUACGGCCAUAACCGAAUACGAAGAAGCCGAACCGAGAUGGACUCAACAACAUUUAGACGCCGCCAACGAUAUGAGACCUACGAUUAAAUCGUCACCGCCUCAAGGCAACGACGUCGGAGAUAGUAACGCUAGAGGACCAUGUGGUAUUACGCCUAUUAUGGUACCAGCUUUAAGAGGAUGCGGAAUGGAUACCGGCGUAGACGAAGACGACGACGACGGGGCGGGCCAAAUUAUACAAGAUUUAGUUGCCCAAGGUGCCGAACUUAACGCCACCAUGGACAAAACCGGUGAAACUUCAUUACAUCUCGCGGCAAGAUACGCGAGGGCGGAUGCGGCGAAGCGUCUCCUAGACGCGGGUGCGGAUGCGAACGCGCAAGACAACACUGGACGGACUCCUUUACACGCGGCAGUCGCUGCCGACGCUCUGGGAGUUUUCCAAAUACUCCUAAGAAACAGGGCGACCAAUUUGAACGCUAGAAUGCACGAAGGUACGACGCCGCUCAUUCUGGCGGCUCGUUUAGCUAUCGAGGGUAUGGUGCAAGAUCUAAUAAGCGCCGAAGCGGACAUUAACGCCGCGGACAAUUCGGGAAAAACGGCGUUGCAUUGGGCGGCAGCCGUCAAUAAUGUUGAAGCUGUAAAUAUUUUAUUGGCGCACGGAGCUAAUAGAGACGCUCAAGAUGAUAAGGACGAGACGCCAUUAUUCUUGGCUGCACGCGAAGGCUCUUAUCAAGCAUGUAAAGCUCUUUUAGAAGCUUACGCCAAUAGAGAAAUAACCGAUCACAUGGAUAGAUUACCUAGAGAUGUCGCUAGCGAGAGGUUACAUCAUGAUAUUGUUCGAUUACUCGAUGAACACAUACCUAGAAGCCCACAAAUGGUCAACGUCAUACCAAACAACAACGUAAUGACAUCUCCUAGCGGACAUAUGUUACAGCAACCAACAGUAAUUAAUCCUAAACGUCAAAAAUCGAAGAGGCCGAGCAAAGCUAACGGUCCAACGAGUCCCGAAAACGAUAAUGGUAUUAUGACAGUAGGCAGCAUACGACGGAAACCCAGCGUUAAGAAAAAUAACAAUAACAAAAAGCCUCAACAGACAGCAGAAGUGGCGCAAAAUAUCGAUUCUCUUAAUUCGACGUUAAGCCCCGUCGAAUCGCCAAUGACGAAUUUACCAAGCCCAUAUGACGCUACUUCGUUAUAUUCGAAUAUGAAUUUGCCGCAAGGUUUGGAAAACCUUAUGGUCAAUAAACAACCACCUAGUUACGAAGACGUAGUGAAAAAUAAUCUCGGUUUUACUUUGGAUGGUAAUUACGGUGCGACAUUCGGUAUAUUCCCCGAGGCGAUUAUAAUGCAACAACGCCAAUUACAAGCGAAUACCUUGAGUCCACCUUAUUCCAACCAAUCGCCUCCGCAUUCGGUACAUUCGAAUAUGUCUCUAUCGCCACAAGGGUAUAACGGUUCCCCUUCUCCAGCCAAAUCGCGCCCUUCGCUACCUAUCAGUCCCACGCAUAUAGCUGCCAUUAGAGCGGCUACCCAUCAAAACAUGCAAAUGGGCUUCGAUUUCAGCCAAACUGGUAUCGAAUUGCCUCUCACUUAUUCAGGUUUAGGCAAUUCAACUCAAGCUAACGUGCAGUCGCAGCAGUUUCCCCAAAAUUUUUAUUUAACGCCUCCUUCGCAGCAUUCCGACCACCUGUUGCCGGAAAACUUUCCAACGCCUAGUCCGGAAAGUCCUGGACAUUGGUCAUCGAGUUCGCCGAGAUCCUGCAACUCGGAUUGGUCGGAAAAUAUAGCCAGUCCCAACACUUACGUAUCAUCGGGACAUCAAACAAACAAAGGCUCUGACGCCAUUUAUAUUUAGGGGCGUUUAUAUAGAGAAAAGUUGUAAGAAAAGUUCAACGAAAACAAAAACAAUAUUUUUUUUAAAUUCUCCAAUACUCUUACAAAUAUUUUUGUAUAUAAACAGUCGAUAAAAGGUUUUCCAUUCAAUAUCCAGUAAAAAUUUAAUGUAUUAGUAAAUAUUCAUAAUAACUAAGGCAAACUACUCCAUAUAUUACAGCGUAUAUUGUACAUCGGACUAUCAGUACAAUUCCAGUCCUCUUAUUAUUUUUAUUUCUCUAUUCUUUCCCUCCGUGUUCUUUUUUUUUCAAAUUUGUAUGAUCCGAUGUCUAUUUGAUUUGUUCAAUAACUUUGUGUUUUUACUUUUCUAUUCUUACUUCGGUCUUCUAUGAUGUAGAUAUAGUUUCUAUUCUGAAAAUAAAAAAAAAUUUAGUGUUACACUAAUACUCACAAUAACACCGCCAGCCCCUUCUAACUAGAGAUUAAAGAACUAUACAGUGAAGUCAUUUGAGCCAAUGAUUCCCCAAGUGGUCCAGGUGCACCUCCAGAGGUCCACGGGAAGUUCUACAACAGGAGUAUACUUGAAUUUCCAUAGUUAGAUUUAAUUUUUUGACUAGCUGGUAAUAUUAUCACAACUUAAACUUAUAAUAAGUAUUUUAAAACUGAUUUAUGAGUAAAAAAAGGUUGGGAACUUCUUAUUUAACCCGUAAAAGCACCAUUUAUUGGUUCAUGGAAAAGAGUGUUGGUAGAAAGUAUUGUUUCUUCUCUUAACUACUUGUAGGCUAAUAUUAUGAAUAGUUUUGUAUUUCGUUGAAUUUUUGACAACCUCAAGAGCUGCGUUGUGAUCUUGUUAAUUUUUUAGGUAGGUUUUUAUUUAGCACAAAAUGACAGGUUGCGCUCUUUUUUUAUAUUUACCAUAAAAUGUUCACUUUGCACUAAAUUAGUUAGGUAAUUGGGACGUACAAAGUUUGGUGCCAAGAUUUUUUUAUAAGUUCUCUUAUUAUAUUGACAAAAAAACGAAAUUGAAAUGCGAAAAAAUCGAAAAAGUUUUCUGAUAGGACAUCCUAAUCACUAUGAAGUAAUUAAAACUUUCCAUGCCCAUGAAGGACACUAUUUUUUACAAAUUGUAUAAUUAUAUCCCUAGUUAUUUCAUUAACUUUUUAAUGUUUCUCUUCUUGUCUUGUAAUUUAUGCCUAAACUUAUUUUUUAUUGACAGAGGUUCCUUAUACUUGUUCACAUUACUAGUGUCCCUUUAGAUUGUUAUUUGGUUCUGUUCAUAUAUUUAAUUAUGUAGCUUUCCAUAUUUUGCCAGGCAUAUUCCUCUCCAUCUACCUGUUUGUACUCUAAAUUUGGUUUUAUUUUGUAUUCUUUAGUUAUUACUUGAUAAAACUUUAUUUCUUCAGUUGUAAAGUUCAAGACUAUGGAAAAAUUUUCUUUGGAAAUUACUGCAAAAAUAUGCAUAAUAAUUCUGACAAUCGAAGUAGUUAAAGGAUAAAUUUGCAGCAAAAAAAUGUGAGAGAUGUUUUAGAUCAUUACUAUCUAAUGUUUUAACAGGUUAUUAGAAUUACAUAAAUUAAAGAAGAAAAUAGAAUAAAACCUAAAGUUUUGAUCAAAUAUUUAGUGGUUUAUACAAAAAUAUGAUAAAAUAAUUAACAUUUUGAAAACUAUUACUUACAUCUCUGUGUAAAACUAUGGUUAUUACUAAUUUUCUAUUUAUUUGUAUACAACAAUCGGCAUAAAAAAUAUUAAGGUAAUUGGCUGGGGUAAAAGCUGAGUAUCAUCUCCAAGUUCAUCAAUAUCAUGAUAAGGGCUCUUCCCUCCUCUAUAUUUCUUUUAAAAUCUAAAGAAAAUCUUACUGAACACACUCUUUAGACCACCACUACACCUACACUCACAAUUACAUUGUCUGAGGCACGUUUCCAUAACCAAGUUAUCAUCUUCAGAGACUGAGUUUAACUUGAUUAUGGAAACGCGUGUCUGGUCUGACAGUGUAACUGUAAGUGUUGGUAUAGUGGUAGUGUAAACAGUGAGUUCAGUUUGAAUAUCACCAACGGUUCCAGAAAUUCCAACUUACUAUAGGGAGUCUUCCUUUUAGAUGUGAGGAGAUUUGAUUUAUUAUUACUAUGUCCUUGCACUGCCUCGAUAAAUCCUUAUGCAUAACGACACAUUUUUCAAUCCACUCUUUUAAAAAAAUAUCAAAAUGAAUAUUUCACAAACUAAUUAAUUACUUAUUGAAUGCAAAUGAAAAACAACAAAUACAAACAAGAAAUUAUGACAGUAUCGCCUAAUUUUGACAUCACCGAAUACUGCUGCCAGCUCCUAGAAAGCAAUUUCCCUGAUUCGCCAGAAAUUAUUUCAUUUAAAUUUUGGACAUUUAGAUUUUGUUGGCUGCAACGUUUAAAUUGAAGAAUCUAAAUCAGCUGAUGCCCAUUAGAAAAUGGCCUCCGCGGGAUAAACUAAUCCUUUUUACGUAAGUUUCUAGGUAGUCUAUAAAAUUAUUUGUUGGAUUAUAGAUAAUAUUAUUGCCAGUUUUAUUGUUUUUAUUGUGCUUAGUGUAGGUACGCGGUAAAUAUAUUCUGCAAUGUAUAAUGAAAACUUGUGGAAAAUGUGCAAGAUUAUGAAGAACACUCUUUUUAUCUAAUAAAAAGGGUCAUGUUUUUUAAAUCUGAACACAACCUUUUGUGACAUAAGAAGAGGAUUUACGUGAAUUUCAAAAUAAAUAAGAUUAUUUGAAAUAUUAAACACUGAAAUCAGAAAUCAAAAGAAUUUUAAAGUUAUAAGAAAGGGUUAAGAUAAUGGAGACUAGGAAUCGAUUGACCAUCACUUAUUGGUAAUUACACAAAAAUACAUUUCAUAUGAUAAAGUUAUGUCAUAUCGAGUCUCAUUAAAAAAAACAAGCCUUUUUUAAUAUGUAUUAAUAUUUUAUUAUGAAUAUAAAGAGCGCAACCUAUUGAAACUUGUGGUCUCAAUAAUAUUAUACAGAGUUUACUCUAUAUUAAAAUACAGUAUUUAUUUUUGUCAUUCUUAGGCCUUAUACUUUUUUUAUAUACUAAAAUCUCCAUGUCGUGCCUUUGACGAGAGUUGUUAAAAGUUAAAAUGUGUUUUGUAAAAUUAUAUAGAAUACAAAAAAAAUUCUAUUUUGUACAUAUUUUAAGUAGCUAUAUUAUUGUUAGCAUAGUUUUAUAGGCGAACUAGUUCUCUUUUUUUAUUUCAAUAAUUUUUUUCUUGAAUCGUAUGUUUGCAAAUAAUAUUUAUUAAUUCUUAUGUUUAAUAUAUAUUUACUUAUAAAUGAAUAAAGGUUUUGAUGAUGUCGUUAAGAAUAUUUUCGAAUUUUAGAUCAUACUUGACAAAUAUCUAAUGGUAGUAGAAAUACACUAGUCGAAAAUAUCUAGGAACCACAUUGUGUUUGAUAGAUGGAACCAUAUUUUGCACAGCUACUGCAAGGAACAAAAAUUAGCUAUAAAAUCAAACGCAAGUCUCAUUUGGGGGUUAAAAAUACGUUUUAUUAACAUUUCAUAGUAUGCAGAAAACCAAAUUGAAGACCAAUUUUAUAUUCUCUAGAUCAAUAUUCCACGAUUAAAGAAAAUGGCAUCAGUAACAUCUAAACUUGAUUGAUUUGUUAAAUAUGUGUAUGCGGACAUACGUACAAUAUAUUUUAUUGUAAAAAUUUUGUAACAGAUAUGUUUCUCAUGAAUUCAGUUUCUUUAUUUUGUACUUCUAAUUUUGUUUUUGUGUGUGUCCUUACAAACGGUAUAUUAACAUCUUAAAAGUCUGUGAUUCAAUUUUUGUAAUUAUUAACAUCAUUUUUUUGACAAUAAUUGUAAAUUAGUGAUAAUACAAUAUUUUUGAUAUAAAUUUUUAAAACGUAAAAGCGCACAUUCCACGUUUUGGGAUCAAAUAAAAUUCAUAAAAAAAUACACCUUUUUACAGUGUUCAUAAUGUUAGCAAAAUUUUGAAUGUUCUCACUUUCAGGCACUUUCUUCAAUUCAAAUUGUUAAAAUUAUCUUCAAAAUUAAUCGAUAUGAAAAAUUCAGUAAUUUUGUUUUUGGAAUAUCUAUUUUAACAAAAAAUAGAAGUAAAUAUUAAAUCCACUUUAUAUAUGUAGACAUACAGGGUUUUUCUAAAUUCGUGCAACAAAAUUCAGGAGGUGAUUGCUUCUAUGAUAAAAAAGGUGGGUCUCCUUUCCGAGAUAUUACCCUUAAAAAGUGGUGAGUAAAAUUGAGUUUAUUUUUUUUUAAUAUCAGUGAAAGUAGAAACUUGAAAUUCUGUAAUUUUCGUGCACUAGCGAAGGAUUAACCCCGUUUUUUUUAAUAUUCCUGUUAGAUUUUACGGGAAUUAAAUUAGCAACCCUUAAUUUAUUUCAUAUAAAAACCUUUUUGAAGAUGAAGUUUUAUGAAAUGAAAUUAUAACCUAAUAUCCUUGUUCUAUUAAAAUAUAUUUUUCAUUCUUCAUUUUUUUUCUCAAAACUAAUAAAUGAUGUAAUUAAAAACAAAGUAGAGGAGGUUAUUACCAGUAUAUACAAAGAAUCUUUAAUGUUUUCCGCUCGAUUUAUUAAAAAAAUUAUAAAUCAUUGUUUAUUUUUUUCCUCAAUGGCAAUUUGUUUUGGGAAAAAAAUUAAUAAUAAAGAAUAUUUUUAAAUAAAACAAAAUUAUAAUUUUAUUCCAUAAAUCUUAAUUUUAUAAAAAAAAAUUGAUAUGAAAUAAAGUAAGGUUGCUAAUUAAAAAUACACGAGUGCACGAGAAUUACAGAAUUUCAAGUUUUUAGUAUAACUGAAAUUUUAGAGAAAAAAAAAUCAAUUUUUAUCACCACUUUUAAAAGGAGAUAUCACGAAAAGGGGUGGACUGAGGAAAUUUCGUUAUAAGAAAGAUUUCAUAUGAGCAAUCACCUCCUGAAUUAUGUCUCAUGAAUUUAGAAAGACCCUGUAUAUAAGUUGAUUGAAUUAUAUAAAAUAAAACGCAUUAUAUAGUAGUGAAAGUAUCACUAUUAUUAUUUGUAGAGAAAUCUUUAAAUAAAAUUUUAGAGAAUUAAAGAAUUUGCCUUGUUACUCAAGAUUUUCCACCAACGAAUCAAGUUUUAAUUGAAAAUCAUUCCAUUCCAUUAAUUCUUCCAUUAAUACAUUGUUUUGCAUUCCGGCGAUAAAAGUACCAAGGAUUUGUUGAAAUUUCGUGGAAGAUCUUGGGGGAAAAUGUGUAUAGUAAAAAAUCAGUUGAUGAAUUUAUUUAUGAUAGGAUUUUUUAAAAUGGUACAUGUUAGUCAACUGAUUUUUUUUGUAAAAAGUACUGAUUAGAUAUAUUUUUAAGUGAAUUAUCAUGGUUUUAUAAUAUUGUUGAUAACAUACAUAUCAACAAUUGCUGUUUUUCCCCUAGUUUCUAAGAUCACCUGCUUUGUACUAUAUGAUUUUAAAUAAAUAGAUUUUUAUAAUAAA